AUGUGGGCAUGGGUACGAGCAGGAGUUACUAGGGUAGACUUACAAAGGGCUCUCUGGGUUCCAGCAACAGAAAUGAUUGGCUCCCAAACACAAAGAAGAUGCAUAGACCGCGAGCAACAUUUGAGCUCGAGUUGGCAACCAUCGAUGCUGGUAAAGUCUCAGAUUGACAAGCAACGUGCAUACUGGCCCAAAAGCAGACCUCGAGAUCGACUUGCGCUACAUGAAGCCACACGGCAAUUCGAACUUGCGACACUGAGUAUUAUGGCCCGGUUGUUAGAUUCUGCUAUCCUACCGUCCUUAGGAAUCACUACACACUUCCUACCCUUUCCAUCCAUUUUAGCUGCCAGCGUUUUGUAUGUGCAAGGCAACUUCCUUAACCGUCCUUUUGCUUUGCCGAUUAAGUUCAAUACAAAUCCCCGUUCCGUCUACCUCAGCCUUCCACUCUCUGGCCGCAAAUCACUUCCAAGUACUCGUAUUCUUGCCCACAAGAACACCUUUGCUGUGGGACAUAUUGAUAUUCCCCUGGUAGCGGAAACCUUACUAUUCGUUGAUGAGGCGGUGGUCGCUGAAGAGAGAGAUCCGAUUGCUGAAAUGGGACAACAUAAGGCCAAUGAAACCCCAGUACACCCACACGAAAGCGGUGAAAAGAUUUGUAAAAGCAGUAACGCAUAUGCGCAAGACGAGAUCGAAUCUAUGAGAGUUCUCUAUCAGUCCACUGAUGUAGUCCUAUUACUGUUGACCGAGAUCGUGAUUCUAAUGGUACUUUCACCUUUUGGACAAACCCCUGGACUGAAUAUCGGAUCACCGGACGCCCAUCCUGAGGAGUUGCUCCAGACUGACGAUUGGCCUCGUCAAAGCCGGGGAGAAGGACAUGAUAUUGUAAUUACAAAAGCUGGAAGGUUGGAGCUUGAAUGA
Molecule: messenger RNA, 915 nt
Organism: Lindgomyces ingoldianus
Lineage: Eukaryota; Fungi; Ascomycota; Dothideomycetes; Pleosporales; Lindgomycetaceae
Exons: 11
Coding region: 1-915 (304 amino acids)
Source: RefSeq, a predicted model, not a curated record